This is a messenger RNA of Anneissia japonica, 1368 nucleotides long. RefSeq lists its product as uncharacterized. The transcript has 2 exons. Gene Ontology annotation, molecular function: nucleic acid binding. The record is from RefSeq and is a predicted model, not a curated record. NCBI's taxonomy places the organism in Eukaryota, Metazoa, Echinodermata, Crinoidea, Comatulida, Comatulidae. Gene Ontology annotation, biological process: DNA integration. Bases 1 to 1368 code for a protein of 455 amino acids.
AUGGUUGGAUGCCCAAGAAAAGGCUUGGAUGAAUGUCAAGUCGACUCUGACAAACAGCCCAGUGUUAAAAUUUAUAAUCCGACUGAGACAUGCAAAGUGUCGGCUGAUGCAUCCAAGGAUGGAAUCGGGGCAGUUUUGCCGCAACAACAGACCAAUCAAGUAUGGGCACCUGUGGCAUACGCGUCACGUUCAAUGACAAGUGCUGAGACACACUAUGCCCACAUUGAAAAGGAGUGUUUGGCGCUGACAUUUGCGUGUGAACGUUUUCACCAGUUCCUGUUUGGCCAGAAAGUACUGGCAGAAACGGAUCACAAGCCUCUAAUCUCCAUCUUCAAAAAACCACUGUCAGAUAGUCCACUUAGACUUCAGCGAAUGCGUAUCAGACUACAAAAAUAUGAUCUUAGCCUAACAUAUACCCCAGGUAAAGAACUAUGGGCUGCAGAUGCGAUGUCAAGAGCUGUUGACAAAACCACAGCAGCUGAAGAAGAUCAACGCUUAGAAAAUUAUGUUGAGGCAUACAUCAGAAUGGUAAUUACAUCGCUACCAGUGGCGCAAUCUCAGAUGCAGAAUAUAAAAGCUGCAACUCAGGGAGAUGAAACUCUGUUGCAGUUCCGCAAAACAAUCCGAGAGAGAUGGCCAGACAAGCGGACACAAUGCCCUUCAAGCAUUGUCGAAUUCUGGAACUACAGGGACGAGUUAGAUAAGCAAAAGACAGAGCCCUUGCAACAACAUAAGUUGACUACCCGACCUUGGGAGAAAGUUGGAGCGGACCUGUUUGAGGUUGACGGCAAAGAUUACAUUGCAGUGGUGGAUUACUCGCAAUAUGUAGAGAUUGCUACCCUACCUAGCACUACUAGCAAGAAUGUAAUAAAUUCCAUUAGAUCCAUCUUUGCUUGUCACGGUACAGCAAUAGAACUGAUCAGCGAUAAUGGGCCACAGUUUGCAAGUAAAGAGUUCAAAAACUUUGCUACAAUGUGGAAUUUUAAGCAUACAACUUCAAGCCCUCACCAUCCUGCAUCCAACGGCCAAGCUGAAAAUGCAGUCAAAAUAGUGAAAACCAUGAUCCGUAAAGUCAAAGAUAGUGGCGAAGACCUACAUUUGGCUUUACAAGUAUAUAGGAGUACACCGCUUGAACAUGGAGUGUCACCAGCAGAACUACUCUUCAACAGGAAGAUAAAAUCCAACUUGUCGAUCAAACAUACCUUGUUAAACCCAAAGCUUGGGGGGAAACAAACACAGAUUAUCAAGAAAAAGCUUAAACAACAGCAAAAGAGAAACUUUGACGAAAUAUCUACGCCAAUGGCACCUCUCCACGUAGGUGACACAGUGAGAGUACAGAAUAUCCAUCAUGGUCAAGGGCAGGCGUAA